Messenger RNA from Rhipicephalus sanguineus (brown dog tick), 3152 nucleotides. RefSeq lists its product as uncharacterized. Lineage: Eukaryota; Metazoa; Arthropoda; Arachnida; Ixodida; Ixodidae. The record is from RefSeq and is a predicted model, not a curated record. Bases 84 to 2909 code for a protein of 941 amino acids. The transcript has 2 exons.
UGUGAGCGUGUGUCCUUUUUACGUUUGCAAAAUGUAUAUUUUUGAUUUCGCGCUGUGUUUGUGCGUGUGAACGAACUGCAAGAAUGCCCGGGUGCUGUUGCGCUCCAAACUGCAAGUCGAACUACGCAGGAGAGCCGAGCGUGCGAGUGCACGUGUUUCCCAACGACCCGGUGCGGCGGGCGGCAUGGACAAGAGCGGUUCCCCGAAAGGAUUUCGCUCCUACAAAGAACACAGUGCUCUGCGAGAAGCAUUUUUUGGCCAGCGACUACGUUAAAACGUCAAAGUACACAGACCAGAAGACGGGGAAGAUUAUUGAAGUGCCGCUGAAAGUCUUCCGGCUGAAGCCGGAUGCGGUACCGAGUGUGUUCCCGAAUUGUCCUCAGUACCUCUCUCGUCAAAAUGAGUGCACUCGGGAGGCUCCGGAGGAGAAACGAAAGCGUCUUGAGGACGAAUCGCUCCGCAUUGCCAUUGAAAAAUCUCUGGAAGAAAAACGACAACAGGACAAGCAGAACAAAGUUGCAAGCUUUUCCGAAUUCCUUCAUGCUCUGCCAAGCUUUAACACCUCACCAUUUUGGUCUGUGAUCAAGAUGGACUCGAAGGUUCUAUUCCUGGAUUUGACUGUUGAUCGGGGCGCCUCUGUGCGUUCAUCAGUGAUAGUUCAAGACAGCAUGUGUGUGGAAGUGUAUUUUGGGGAAACGCUCAUUGUGGAACUUGAUGGUGUCAGCGUGCCUGCUGAGUUACAGGACUUGCGGCAACUAUGUGACAUCCUUCAUCAUGUUGAGCGUCUUCGCACUCCUGAUGCUUCCAACAAUGUCCAGUGGGCUCGUCAACUGCUUGCGACUGUGAUGGUACUGUUGGAGGAGUUGAUAUGCAAUGAUCAGCAGCAUCAGCUUCACGGAUGGCAUCUGGAAAUCGUGAAGUUCAUAAAGUCUCAAGUGGAGCUCAUCCUUAAUAACGCAGCACGCUACUCGCCAGACCUGCUGGUAUUUGCAAGUCUCCUCUACACCAUUUCGCCGCAUGCGUACCGAUUCCUGAGAGGUUCACUGAAGGUAAAGUUGCCUCAUCCUGAAACAAUAAGACGUCUCUGCUCCACUCAACAGGUCAGCCCAGCCAUGGAACAGCAAGACUCCUGUUUUCUGUCAUAUGCUACGAAGGUUGCUACCACAAUGAAAGAACAUGAAAAGAUAGUAACUUUAAUGAUGGAUGAAAUCCACAUUCAGUCAUACUUUGAUUUCAAAGCUGGAUCAAUAACAGGUGCAGCAGUCAACACUGCAAGCCCAGCAAAAACAGCAUAUGUCUUUAUGACUCAGAGUCUGUUAUCUUAUCACAAAGAUGUUGUGCAUAUUUUGCCAGUGGCUACAAUUGAUGCAAAAUGCUUGCAUGAUUUUUUGCGAACGCUAGUUGUCAAGCUUGAGCAUACUGGGUUUAAAGUGAUUGCUAUCAUCUCUGACAACAAUUCUAUCAACAGGAAAACAAUGUCGUUGUUUUCAAGCCCCCCGAGACUAAAGAUAGUUUAUCAACAUCCAGCUGACCAAUCACGACCUUUGUUUUUUGUCGUGGACCCUGUUCACUUGUUAAAAUGCGUCAGAAAUAACUGGUUAAACCAACGCAAUGCAGGAAGGUGCAUGUACUUCCCAGAUCCGAACAGUACAGAAGCCACACCCAAAAUAUUAGCAGCAUCAUUCAAAACUUUAUUUGAGCUGCAUGAGUCUGCACAAAAUGAGCUUUUGAAGAUUGCUCCGACAUUGUCGUUGAAGGCGUUAAAUCCUUCUAACAUGGAGAGGCAAGAUGUAAAGUUGGCUUUGAGAAUCUUCAAUUCAUCAACAGUGGCAGCACUUAAUAAUAGCAGCCUUCAGCAUGCUGAUAGCACGGCUCAAUACAUCAACACCGUGCUAACAUGGUGGAAAAUUGUUAAUGUCAAGACCCCACGAAAGGGCCAGAGGCUUUUAGAUGACCUGCAAAAGCCCAUUACCUCGACUUCUUGCCCCCAGUUACAGUUCUUGGAGAAAAUGAUGCAGUGGCUCGACUACUGGGAGAGUCUGAAGCAUGAUGCAGGACAUUUGACAAGAGAAACACACUUGGCUUUAUGUCACACAACUCAUGCACUCCAUGAGAUUGCUAUCUACUGCCUUGAAGAGCUUGGUAUGCAGUACGUUUUGCUAGGCAAGUUUCAGACAGAUUGUCUCGAGGAUCGCUUUGGUCGGUACCGUCAGUUGUCUGGUGCCAACUAUCAUGUGUCAAUUAGGCAGAUUUACGAGUCCGAGACAAAGUUGCGGUUACAGAAAGUGCUUGAGCUGCCCGACGUUGAAACGCUGUGCGAUAUACCUGUCAUUAGUGUCAACUCAUUGCUAAGCCAGUUUGAUGUCACAGUUAGUGACAGCGAUAUUGAGAAGAAAGUGGCAAGGCUUCCAGCUGUCACAUACGUUGCAGGAUACUGUGCUCAUGCCGCACUAAAGAAACUGUUGUGCCAAUCAUGCAAAGAAAACCUGGUAAUGGAUGAUGCGGACAUAGACAUUGCUAAAAAUGUCCUUAUUACGAGCAUGACCAGGGGCGGGUUGAAGUUCCCACGUGAACUUGUUAUAAAUGCUGUGCUUGCCACAGAAAUAGUGCUCGACAAGCUAAGGAGUCCACGCUUCGCCUCUCAGUUCUUUGCACUUCCUAAGCAGAAAGAAGUAUUAGUGGCUCUUGUGUAUGGCAUCCUCAGUGAUAAUGAUGACCUGGAUGUUUGUGUUUAUGGGCAUGCUCCUCAACAGGUCAUGCAUUACAUUUUAAGUGCAGCAGCAAACACCCUUCUAAACAACUUCUGCAAAACAGCUAACGACAAGUUGUCUGCAACAAAGGCAAAAACAGCAAAUGACAAGUUGUCUGCCACAAAGGCAAAGCGAAAACUUGAAACUGUUAAAAGCUGAGGCGUCUUUUAUGCAGUCUUAUUUUGACAGUAUGGUUAGUGAAUAAAAUGUUUUUUCUUUCAUCAAUGUCAAUUAAAGUGCCCCGCAUCCUGCCAUUUGUCAGUGGGCUGCUAAUCUCUAUCUUUCUGUUCUGCACGAAAAUCGUGCACAUCUGUGUCCUGCAUGUUUGAGGCAAGAAUUUGUGCCGUGCCUUCGCAGAAGUGUACCAACUUCUUCCAGACGCUGAGUCGCAUGUGCAAUUUU